AUGAGUAAUACCAACGUUGUGAUUUCCAAGCAAACCACACUGGAGAUGGUAAAUGGUCCCUUCCUGGUUCUCGCCAGCACUGGCUAUGCUCAUCAGACGGAGGAGAAAACGCAGACAGAUGGAACUCUGAAUCAUGAAGAAAAGCAGGGCGUGUCGUGUGGUGGGUUGGUUCAGUACUACGAGGCCGGGGAUUGGUGCGCCAUUUGUGACCCGUUUUUCAGGGCUAUUGGAGGGCAUCUGCUACAAAUGCGACUGCCUGCUGGGCACGCGAGUAGGGGGCAAAGUGAUUGGAGUAAAUUGACCCCACAAAGAGGUAUUUGGGUUCGUUGCGACUGCUCAGUUGUGGGCUCUUUCAGGAAAGACAUUUCCAGAACUGGGACUUGUCGACACGGUUUUUCAUUCCACGGAAGAUAUCUCUGA
Molecule: messenger RNA, 420 nt
Organism: Trypanosoma rangeli
Lineage: Eukaryota; Euglenozoa; Kinetoplastea; Trypanosomatida; Trypanosomatidae
Exons: 1
Coding region: 1-420 (139 amino acids)
Source: RefSeq, a predicted model, not a curated record